CUAGGUGGCUAAUGCUAACGUUAGCUAGGUGGCAAAUGUUAGCUAGGUUAGGGUUUAAGGUUGGGGUAGGGUCAGCUAACAUGCUAAGUAGUUGAAAAGUAGCUAAAAAGUAGUUGCUAAUGGGCUAAAAGUGUUCCGUGAUGAGAUUUGACCAUGCAACAUUUGGGUUGCUAGACGUUUGUGUUAUACACUCACCCAGACCAACGACCCUACUUUCGUGUUUGCCUUAAGCAACCGGUCUUAUGUUACAUUUGGUAUGGUUACAUAUCAUACUAAUGUGUGUGUCCCAGAUUUACAUUUACUAUGUUAGGUCUAGUCUAUGAAACCAGGCUGCCAACCCACCAAAACAGGCUGAAAUUUCAGGUGGUCUUUUCAAAUAGCUCGUACACUGAAAUGGCCAUAUCAUCAAUUUCACCCUCAUAGUUUGGAAAUAUACAUAAAACACAGGUAAUCACGUUUUUGACUGCACUGGGCCUUUAACUUCUGCUGUGACGGUUUUAUAAGGCUAGAUACACUACUCUCUCACUAAUCCGCACACCACCGACCAGCCUAUCAACAUAAUAUACGCCUAUUCGCAGCUCAGUCCUGUAGACUGUUUAAUGAUAAACUAUUGUAGCCGAAUUAAUUGCACCCAAUAAUUUUGUUACUUUUGGGACAGGUCGUCCUUAUUAUAUGAACAAGGUGUUUUCCAAUAGGCCUUUUUUUUACGCAAUACAUACGUAAAUAAUUUGCGUGAAUGGUUUGUGAUUACGAGAAGAUGGCGCACGGCAUAACCACAGCAGCACCAGCUCUUCCUAAACUCUUCAGCUUGGAACUCUCGCGGGGAGAAAAUGACUUCCACAGGAUAGGGAGAAAGGUGAGGUCUGAAAAGGACCAAAUGACCGGAGGCAGGGAGGAAAGUGUCGUCGAAAUACAAUGCAGAGAUAUUCCGAGGGGACAGGACGCCCGCCUCUACUGAACUCGUCAGCUUGGAACUCUCGCGAGGGGACAUUGACUUCCACAGGAAAGGGAGAGCGAUGAGUUCUGAAAAGGACCAAAUGACCGGAGGCAGGGAGAAAAGUGUCGUCGAAAUACAAUGCAGAGAUAUUCCGAGGGGACAGGACGCCGUCUCCGUCAACUCAAAGCAGAAAGAAGAGAAGAAGGAGGUCUUUACUAAGGUAGUAAUAAGGCGACUUCCACCCAACCUGUCCAAGGACCAGCUGGAAGAACAGCUCAGUCCUCUUCCAUCCUAUGACUACUUCGAGUUUUUCCCUGCUGAUCAAAGCCUCUAUCCACACCUGUUCUCCAGAGUUUACAUUAACUUCAGAAACCCCGAAGACAUCCUACUCUUCAGAGACCGCUUUGAUGGCUAUGUUUUCAUUGACAACAAAGGCCAGGAGUACCCAGCUGUGGUAGAGUUUGCCCCCUUUCAGAAAGUCUCCAAGAAGAAGCUCAAAAAGAAAGAUUCCAAAGCUGGAAGCAUUGAAGAAGACCCGGAGUACCGGCGGUUUCUGGAUAACUACUCCUGUGAUGAGGAGAAGUCCAUGGCCAACCCUGAAACCCUGCUGGGAGAGAUAGAGGCCAAGACAAAGAAACUCAUAGCCAAAAGAACAACACCUCUUCUGGAGUACAUCAAGAAUAAGAAACUUGAGAAGCACAGGAUAAGAGAGGAGAAGAGAGAGGAGCGUCGACGCAGGGAGCUGGAGAAGAAACGGCAGAGGGAGGAGGAGAAGAGGAAACGGAGGGAGGAGGAGAGACGCAAACGCAAGGAGGCGGAUAAACAGAAGAAACUAUCGGAGAAGGAGAUCAAGAUCAAGCUCCUGAAGAAGAGUGACCGGGACGAUGAUGUGGACUCUGACAGGCUCAAGGACAAAGGAGACAGUGGGGACACAGAGAGGGCCAAGUGGGACAAACCCAGUGGACACAUGAAGUCAAAGGAAACCAAGGACCAGGGUCAGAUGGAGAGCGAUAAGGAGCAGAGAGAGCACGGCCGCAGGCAGAGAGACAAAGACCACAGAGGAAGAGACGAGGAGAGGAAACGACAGCGCCACCACUACGAGUUCGACAAGUCCAUGCGGUGCAAGGAGGAUACCAAGUGGGGUAAAGGCUACUGCCAGGACCGGGCAAAGAAAGAUGGCCAAUACCACAGCUCCUACUCCUACUGCCCCGACACGUGCGACAAGGUGGGAAAGGAGGUCAGAGAAGACAUUGGCGGUAGCAGGAAGGACCGCGUCCGGAACAAGGUGAGCGACAAGGCCUGUGUUUCUCAGUCUGUGUUAGCCUAUCAGGACAGAAGGACGUCCCAGACAGAGGGGCCACACCAGAUAGGAGGGGCUCUGCCAAACAAGGACCGGCCUGCCAUGCAGCUCUACCAGCCAGGUGCUCACAAUCGCAAGCGCGUGAGCUCUGCGAUGAAAGGUUAUGAGCUUCCCAUGAGCCACUUGCCAGAACACGCGGCGGCAGACUGCUGCUACAAGGCCGUCGCCAUGGAAACGGGCUCGGAAAAGAGCGGAGACGAGUAGUCCAGUCUGUCUGCUCUGAUAAGCCUUUCACAAUAUUUAUGCCUAUGAAUUAUGAAGCUUUUAUGUGCUGCUUGAUUAUAUAAAUGCUUCAAAAUUCACAAAAAGUGACGUUAGCUGAUGAAGAUGGUCUCAUAGAACAAAACGUAUAAGAUCUCCUAAGCCUGUUUUUAACCACCGAACUUAUUUUUUCCGUUUAUCAAAAAAAAAACAUUAACUUCCCCAUAGGCUUUGACCAACAAGCCAUGGCAGAGUUAGUGCCUACAAAAAGACGGCAUUACUAUUGCUCUCUAUUGGGCUGCCAGAUUGUAGGCUUGCGUGUUACUAAACGGCAUGCAUGCGCAAGGCUUUGGGGUUGAUGGAGCUGCACUCGCCGUUGAAAUCAUUUCAACUUUCCGACGCUUCUGUGUCAAACCUUUGCACAAAUAAUUUCAAAAGGAUUUGAAGAUUGGGUCACCCAUGAUUGGGGUAGGAGAGUAACAAAGAUCAAACAUUCCCAAUACAUUAUGGAAAACUUUUCAUCUUGUUCUCCUUUGUUGUAUUCUGUACAUCACAGAGAAGUUUCUCUAGACACGAUUAGAAUGUGUUUUGUCAAGCAGGACAGGACCAAAGCUAAAGGAAGUUGUUUGUUUCUUGCUCGUGUGUUAUUCCCAUGUUGUGUCACCCCUGGGUACAAUAGCGCAAUCAUUUGUAUUUGCAUUUAUUAUGGAUCCCUAUUAAGCAGCUACUCUUCCUGGGGUCCGGCAAAAUUAAGGCAGCUAUACAAUAAAAAAGUACAAUACAUUCAUAACAGAUUUCACAACACACUAAGUGUGUGCCCUCAGGCCCCUACUCCACUACCACAUAUCUACAACACAAAAUCCAUUUGUACGUGUGUGUAUAGUGAGUAUGUUAUCAUGUGUGUGUAUGCAU
Messenger RNA from Salmo salar (Atlantic salmon), 3410 nucleotides. The record is from RefSeq and is a predicted model, not a curated record. Lineage: Eukaryota; Metazoa; Chordata; Actinopteri; Salmoniformes; Salmonidae.